Conger conger (European conger) is the source of this 5948-nucleotide messenger RNA. RefSeq names its product MORC family CW-type zinc finger protein 3-like. Gene Ontology annotation, cellular component: nucleus; PML body. The record is from RefSeq and is a predicted model, not a curated record. Bases 18 to 3851 code for a protein of 1277 amino acids. Gene Ontology annotation, molecular function: zinc ion binding; ATP hydrolysis activity. NCBI's taxonomy places the organism in Eukaryota, Metazoa, Chordata, Actinopteri, Anguilliformes, Congridae. The transcript is spliced from 19 exons.
UCUACGCGUCGGAGAAAAUGGCGGCACAAACAGAUCGAGGGAUACCCCUGAGUGCGCUCAGCCCAAAGUUCUUACACACCAAUUCCACCAGUCACACCUGGCCUUUCAGUGCUAUCGCAGAGCUCAUCGACAAUGCCUAUGAUCCAGAUGUCAGUGCCAAACAGUUCUGGAUCGACAAGACUCGAAUAAAAGGCUUGGACUGCCUGACGUUCAUGGACAAUGGAGCUGGGAUGAACUACGACAAAAUGCACAAGAUGCUGAGUUUUGGCUUCAGCGAUAAGCAGGCCAUUAAUGGCCACGUCCCCGUGGGCCUCUAUGGAAACGGCUUCAAGUCAGGCUCCAUGCGUCUGGGGAAGGACGCCAUCGUUUUCUCCAAGACGCGGGACACCAUGUGUGUGGGGCUCCUGUCCCAGACCUACCUGGAGGCCAUCCGGGCCAAUCACAUCGUGGUCCCCAUCGUCACCUUCGCCCGCGUCGGGCACAACCAGUUCCGGGCGCUGUCGGACCACGCGGCCAGCCUGCAGGACAUCCUCCGGUACUCGCUGUUCAAGACGGAGGCGGAGCUCUUCUCUGAGCUGCGCGCCAUCAACGCCACCUGCUCCACGGGCUCCAGCGGCACGCGCAUCAUCGUCUGGAACCUGCGCAGGAUGUCGACGGGCCAGCCGGAGUUUGAAUUCAACGUGAACAGGUACGACAUCCAGAUCCCGGCCGACGUGUUCGAGAGCACGAGCGAGAAGUACAAGCGGCAGGAGCGCCCCACGCAGUCCGUCCCGGAGAGCGACUACUCCCUGCGCGCCUACUGCAGCAUUCUGUACCUGAAGCCCAGGAUGCAGAUCGUGAUCAGAGGGCAGAAAGUAAAGACACAGCUGGUCUCCAAGAGCCUGGCCUACAUCGCCAAGGACCAUUACAGACCCAUCUUCCUGAACAAGCGCAUCCGCAUCACCUUCGGCUACAACACCAAGAGCAAGGAGCAGUACGGCAUCAUGAUGUACCACAGGAACCGGCUGAUCAAGGCGUACGAGCGCGUGGGCUGCCAGCUCAAGGCUAAUAACAGGGGUGUCGGAGUGAUCGGUGUCAUAGAGUGCAAUUUCCUCAAACCAACGCACAACAAACAGGACUUUGACUAUACGGAUGAGUACAGGAAAACCAUAAAUAACCUUGGAGUGAAGUUGGAGGAGUACUGGAAUGAGAUUCGAUACAAGAGAGACAGAGAGGAGCCUAACUGCACAAUCCCAGUGGAGGACACAAUGAAGCGCCCUGAUCAGAACUGGGUCCAGUGUGACAACUGCUUAAAAUGGCGGAAACUUCCAGAUGGCAUCGACUGCAGCCUGCUUCCUGAAAAGUGGUUCUGCCACAUGAACCCAGACCCCCAGUUCAGGACCUGUCACGCGGAGGAGGAGCGAGAGGAUUCUGAUGACGACCAGCCUUCGUACCAGAAAACCUACAAACAACAGGAGAGAUACAACAGGAUGCAACAGGAGAGGAGCAGACAACAGCUGGAACAGGCGAAGAAGAAGGUGGAGAUGCAGAAGAUUGCGGCGCUGGCUCAGCAGAACGAGGCUCUGCGGAGGCAGCAUGAGGACCUGAGGCGCCAGCUCAAACAGUCGGGGACUGCAGCCCGUCAACAUGGAUAUGACUCUCCUGUCUCAAAUCGCAGUCCCCAUACGCUGAACCUGCAGUCGAUCUCGCCAAGGACCAUCGCCCAGACACCUCAUUCCAUCACCAACAGCACACGUGGGCCACUGGGGGGCACUGCGAGCAGCACCACACCUCUCAGCACCACCCGAACAUGUCCACGCGUCACUCCCAGCUCCUCCAACAUGCCCAUCAUCUCCAGCGUCUGCUCCCUCUCCACUCCCUCCAGGAUGAAGAGGACAUUACCCCUGAACCCCGAACACGCAGAGGCCAAGCGGGGCCGGCUGAACGGCCUGCACAGCGGCGCGGAUAAAGCACAGAUCGCCGUCUCCGUGGAGACCUGCCCGUCGUCCCCGGUGAUCAUCCCAGACGACGACGAUGACGACCUCCUGAUUGUGGAGGCGAGCAGCACCCCCAAGCCCCGGGCCCCGAGCUUCGACCUGGCCAAGGUGAAGAGGGAGCGUCGGGUGGGCGAGGACCCCGCGGGGAUGCACAUGGAGUGCAGCGACGACGCGGCCGUGGAGGUCCCCGUGGAAACCGCCGCCGCGGAAACCACUGCCACGGCAACAGCCACCACGGCAACAGCCUCCACAGCCUCCGACACGGCAACAGCCGCCGCCACGGCGACAACCUCCACCAGGGCUGCCUCCUCCUCACCUGCAACACCGUCUGCUGCUACGGCGACAGAGUCUGUCACCACGGCAACAGCUUCCAUAAUCGCAACAGUCUCCACAGCCACAGUGACAGACACCACCACCAGCACAGCCAGCCCUGCUGCCAUGGAGACGACGGCUGCCACCACUGUAACCACGGUAGCCCCCUCUUCCCCUGAACUCCUGCCGCAGGUUUCCACGACGACCCAGACGGACAGGAACCACGAAGUGAAGGAUGAGGAAGAGGAGAAGAAGAAGAAGGCAGAGAGGGAGAAAGAGGAGAGAAGAAAGGAGGGGGAGGCCCCACAGGAAGAAGAGAGGAGGGAGGAGGAGGAGGAGGCAGAAGAGGCGGUGGCGUUGGAGGAGGUGCAGGUGGAGGAGGUGCAGAUGGAGGUGGAGGAGGUGCAGGUGAAGGUGGAGAGAGAGGGGGAUGACGAGAGCAGGCUUGGAGAGAGGGAGGUGGAGGAAGUCCCAGAUAGAGGGGCGGAGCUGCAGGCGGAGGGGGCGGAGCCGGAGAGCGGUGGGGACAGGGCCGGGGCGGAGCCUCCGGAGGCUGCCACGGAGACGCAGGUGAAGGACAGGCUGCUGAUGGAGGCGCAGCAGCAGCAGGACCAGCUGAUGGAGCUGAUGCAGGCCGUGGCCCAGGAGAGAGACCAGUACCAGGCCCAGGUGCACCAGCUCACCUGCCAGCUCCACGACCUGGAGGACCGGCUGGAGGAGCUGACGCACAGCGUGGUGAAGAAGGAGGUCUGCGACCAGGCCACGGGGACCGAGGAGCCGCAGGAGCUCUACCAGAGAGCCAAGCGGGAGGUGGAGGAGCUCCGGCGCGAGCUGCAGGAGCAGGAGGCCAUGGAGCGGGCGGGCAGGAGCUCCCCGAGAGAGGAGGAGGAGGAGACGAAGGGCAGCGAUGAGGACGAGGUGGCGCUGCAGGUGGACGCGCUCCUCAGAGACCUGGACCAGAGCAACAAGGAGCGGGACGAGCUCCAGAUCCAGCUGGAGUCUGUGGAAGAGCACAGGAACAGCCUGCUGUCCCAGUGUGAGCAGCUACAGAGGAGUCUGGAGGACCUGAAAGCCCAGAACGCACCCAGCACUGAAACCCCCCCUAUGGAGGAGCACGCUGGGGACCAGGAGUCGGGCGGGCCGGGCAGCCUCGGGGCGGAGUCUAACGGGUCUGCUCGCCCUGGUGCUCUUGAGAGAACGUUGGACUGCACCGAUGGGGAAAUGCCAAACGGAACCGGCAGCUCCUGUGCCAAUGUGGAUGUGUCGAACGGAGCUGGUGGGCCCGGUGGGGACGGGGAGGUACCGAGCAGAACUGGCAGCCCCAGGGAGGAGGGGGGUCUCCAGAAUGAAGUCACCGAUGACGGCAUCAGCGAGAGGCUGCAGAAUGGAGGCAGCCCAGAUCAGUCUCAGAGGCUGGGGACUCUGAGGCAGGACAUGUCCAGUCUGCUUGCAGCCUGCCUGCCCUCGCUGUACCCAGACCGGGGGAGCAGCAUUGAGCUCACAGAGCAGGUCCUGGAUGAGCUCUUCUCCAGGCUGGCCGCCUGGGACCACGCCCAGUCCUGAGGACUAGCACACCACUCACCCCCCUCCUCCUUUUACCUCCACGUCUGCUUUUUAAUUAUGUUUUAUUAUUUUUUUACAUUGAGAGCAAAAAUUUGACAAAACUGAAUGUAUCUUUUUAACUUUGUACAGUCCUGUAUUUUUCUAUAGUUCCAGGUCAAUCUCUGAUUAUUACUAUUAUUAUUAUGACUCUUGCACUGAGAACACUGGAACCCUUUUUACAGACCAAAAUAUUCACAGAUGGCUUUUCUGUCCCAGGAUUGCUGAUCAUAUUUUUCUUUUGUCAAUAUCUUUAUAUUCUGUCCAGUGAAAGCCGUGUUAUUUUUCUUCUUGGGACAGCUCUUGAGUGGAGUGUGGAAGGACUCAUAACACAGCCAAUCUCGUCCAGUUGUGAUUGUGUUUAUAUUAUGUUGGUCAUUUACUGGGCUGUGAUGUCACAAACCUCCAUCUCUGUGCAAGCAAAUGAGGCUUAAGAGCAAAUGAUUAAUUGCGUUCCGCAAAUCACACUUCCAUUUCUCACGUAUAUCUGACCUUCAGAGUUCAUGUUGUGAUCAGGCUUUCUGUUAAUAUGUUCUGUGAACUUGUAAUUAUUUUAGAAAAUGUUUUUUCAAAACAUUUAUAACGAGCCUUAAGGUUUCCUAAACGCUGUCCAUGCAUACAAAGUACUUUUUUACAGUUGUUCCUUUUGCUGUCUGAUACGAUCACAUCCGCAUUACCAAGGGCCUAAAGUGUUUUCUUAAAAGUUUUAGUUCUUUAUAAUGUCUUCCAGGUGCUUGUAAUCCAGAAGGGAAGCUGCUUUAUAACACGUGCUUUAUUCUGUGCCCUGUCAUAUCCCACACUGCACCACUUCCCAGGUACACAAGGUGUAAUGGUACUGAGGCGUCUCGUCCACCAUUGGCUAAUGCAGCAUCCAAUUGAAACAAGUGAUGGAAGCCAUGAUGUGUCUUUGGUUGAGCAUGGAUUCAGUCUUAAUUACUGUUGAACCCGUGGGGUGAUGGGAGACCCACUCCGGCCUCUGUUUGAGCCUCCUCUUCUCGCUGUGAGAUGGAUGUUGAUACUUACUCCAGUCACUAUGAGACUAUUCAGAACCCUCUUCCUCACGGGCACUCGGCCUUAUUCAUCAAUCAACCCUGCUGAAUUUGAGACUGAAUAAUGUGUUACAAACGUUAAUGUCAAAUGUAAUACAAAAACGUAUCAAGAAAUAAUUAUAGUUAUUACAUUCAUAAAUCUUCUGAAUCUUGUGUUGCAAAACUAAAAUAAUGCAUUUAAAUCACACACCUUUUUGUUAAAUAAUUUAAAGAAAAAUGUUUUUCCUGUGCAUGAUUUGACUUGACUCUUGACAGCAAGAUUACCCUUUGUCACCUCAAGUCUUCCGUCUGAAAGCACACAGCGAAUGACUGGAUUUCAGCAUUUUCUUUUCCUCAUGGCAUAGCUGAAAUGUAUCCAUAGCAAUAGGAAACGGGGUAGGAGAGACAGUCACUUAAAUGCCAGUUGUGAGUUCUUGAAUAUUUUGUCAUAUGUACAGAUUAUAUGAUAAGAGACUAUUUUUAUGGACAAAAAGGGUGCUUUUUGUUGUCCAAUAUUAAUGUUACUUGUGUAUUUUGUUUUGUUUCAUGAAAUAAGACCUGGUUGAAGGGAUGUUGUGUUCCAGGUUUCCUGUGUCUCCCCGCAAUGCUGGCAGCAUGUACAUAGUUUCCCAGAACAAACCGUUUAUAAAAAAUAAUCCUGAUAAGUUUUGAGGUACUAUAGAUGAGUAUUUUGCAUUUUAUUUAACAAUUUGGCCAUUUUCCAUGGGAAUUCAAAGCCAAAUAGAUAUUGGUGAUGGACAGUAAGCCUGAGGUUAAGGGGGGCAUCAAAGGGAGAUUUUCAUAAACGAUGUCCUUGAAGUUUGGGUGAUCUACUGCAGGUAUAAUCGUGUGUGAGUUGAGCACAAAUGAGGACAUCAGUGUAAUGCUACACAAUGCUGCACAACGCUCCAUCCCUAGCAAUAAAUUAGCCGGUUAGCUACAGCAUUUAUUGUCACCUGAAAGGCUGUUAUUUAAUUAAUUUAUCUUCUUUUGUUUCACCAUGGACAAUAAAUAUGGGAAUACAUUGAACAAA